AUGGCUCUGGCCGGCAGCAGCGGGCAAGCGUCCCUCCGCGGCGGCUCUGCUGGCGGCGGGCGGGCGGGGGCCGGCGGCGGCGGGAGGCGAGCGGGGGGCUGCUCCAGGAAGUCUCCGCUACGAGCCCCCGGCGCGGGGAGCGGCGGGCCGGGCGAGGCGGCGUCCCCUCAGCUCCGCUCCGCUCAGCCCCUCCGCAGAUUACCGCGGUUUCCUGUCCGGCCGCCAGCCCGUGGGGUAUUUCCACCGGGCUCCCGGCUGAUGCCGGCGGUGUGCGGGACGUGGGCGCGGAGAGGGGCAGCCCGCGCCGUGGGGUACGGGAAUUGUGUCUCAAACCCCCGAGAAAGGCGCACGGUGUUUCUCUCCACAGCCGGCUCCGCGGGCCCGACCCUCGCUUGCUCGGGGCCCGGGACCGGUGCGAGGCCGGGCCGUUGCGGCCUGUCGCUGCUCCCCUGGGACCGUUUCUCGGCCUGGCUGCACUGCGUGUGUGUGGUGGGCUUCGACCUGGAGCUGGGCCAGGCCGUGGAGGUAAUAUAUCCUCCACAUUCAAAACUCACAGAUAAAGAGAAAACCAAUAUUUGCUAUUUGUCAUUUCCAGAUUCUAAUUCAGGUUGUCUUGGGGACACACAGUUUUGUUUUAGAUUUCGACGGUCUACUGGAAGGAAAGUCUCGUUAUGUUGUUUUCUGGACCAAUUGGAUAGAGAUCUACCAGUUUACUUAAAGAAAGAUCCAGCCUAUUACUACGGUUAUGUGUAUUUCAGACAAGUUAGAGACAAAUCAUUAAAAAGAGGCUAUUUCCAGAAGUCACUGGUCCUCAUCAGCAAGCUACCUUAUGUCCAUCUCUUUCGCACCAUGCUUAAGCAAAUAGCACCAGAAUAUUUUGAAAAAAGUGAAGCUUUCCUGGAAGCAGUUUGUAGUGAUGUUGAUCGUUGGCCACCACCAGCUCCAGGGAAAAUACUGCAUUUGCCUAUUAUGGGUAUUAUAAUGAAGUUGCGGAUUCCAACAUAUCGUGACAAGCCUGGGACAACACCAAUAGUGCAGAAUAUGCACCAGGCAGAUGCUCAGAUCUCCAUGGCUUUACCAACUGUUCAUGAAGUAGAUCUUUUCAGGUGUUUCUGUCCGGUGUUCUUUCACAUUCAGAUGCUUUGGGAACUAGUACUGCUAGGAGAACCACUUGUUGUGAUGGCACCAUCACCAUCAGAAUCUUCAGAAACUGUGUUGGCACUUGUUAGCUGUAUUUCACCAUUAAAAUACUGCAGUGAUUUCAGGCCCUACUUUACCAUACAUGACAGUGAAUUCAAAGAAUAUACAACUCGCACGCAAGCCCCGCCAUCUGUCAUUCUAGGGGUGACAAAUCCUUUUUUUGCUAAAACACUUCAGCAUUGGCCUCACAUUAUCCGAAUUGGAGAUAUGAAACUUCCAGGUGAAGUUCCAAAGCAGGUGAAAGUGAAGAAACUGAAGAACCUAAAAACUUUGGACUCCAAACCUGGUGUUUAUACCUCUUACAAGCCAUACUUGAACAAAGAUGAAGAAAUCGUUAAACAGUUACAAAAGGGAGUACAACAGAAACGUCCUACAGAAGCACAGAGUGUGAUUCUUCGACGGUAUUUUUUGGAAUUGACGGAAAGCUUCAUUAUUCCAUUAGAACGUUAUGUGGCAAGCCUAAUGCCUUUGCAGAAGUGCAUAUCACCAUGGAAGAGUCCACCACAGCUGAGGCAGUUUAGCCAAGAUGACUUCAUGAAGACACUGGAAAAAGCAGGGCCACAGCUCACAUCAGGUUUAAAAGGAGACUGGAUAGGACUCUACAGGCAUUUUUUGAAAUCACCCAACUUUGACGGUUGGUUUAGGAGCCGGCAGAAAGAAAUGACACAGAAAUUGGAGGCCCUUCAUUUAGAAGCACUCUGUAAUGAGAACUUGGUUUUCUGGAGUCAGAAGCAUACUGAAGUAGAAACGGUCGAUCUUGUCUUAAAGUUAAAGAAUAAACUGUUGCAGGCUGACAGAGAACAGCUUCCUGUGAAAACUGAAACACUGAAAAAGCUGCAGACACACAUCAAUGAUAUUAUACUAGCACUUCCAGAUGACUUACAGGACAUCUUGCUCAAAACUGGCACAACAUGAUUUCUACUGGGCUUUUUGCUUGCAGAAAACAAAAGGCCAAUGUGGUGUCACAGAAGACAGCGGCUCCAAGUUCGGAGCACAGCUCCAAAGAGUGCAUUAACACUACAAAUGGCCUGUACCAAUAGUAUAGCCCACUGUACUAGUUUCACUGUUUUUUCCACUGAAAAACCAAUGCAACUAAAGGAAUUCCUGUGUCUAAUAACGUUUGAAAUAAGUGCUCUUAAAGAAAAAUCUGUGGGCGUAUGAAACUAUACCACAGUAUAGGACCACGGUGCAGUGCUGGCAUUGCAGAAUGUUUUCCAAUUGGUGCUGCUAUACCCAAUCCUGCUGACUCAGGGGUAAGCAAUAUUGAUCCUGUACUGUCCUGUUGAUGUAGUACCUGAUUGCUUUGCUUUUUUUGCUUUUUUUUUUGUUUCCCUGUUAGUUUUCAUCUAGUCCAACUGACGUACUAUGAGACUUGGUUACAGUUGAGGUAUUUUGCUGGUAACUCCUUGCUUUCAAAACUGUUCCAGGGACAGCUGAAAUAAUCACAUCCGUUCGUAACUUUCCUCCUUUCUCCUUCUUACCAUCUUUCCAAAAUCAUGUUAAUUUAGCAUCUUUAAAGAAGAGAAGGCAGCUGACAAAGAUUUCUUGAACAGAAGUCUCCUCUGUUCAGUGGCAAUUAAUUAGGAUGCUCUUACUCACAUGCCUUAAAUAUAAAAUAAUUGUAUACUAAUUGGUGGUUUUAAACUGCUGACAUCCAGGAUUUAAAGUAGAUCAUUAGUGUAAAUGUAAGCAUGCGGUAUUCAUCACAGGAAAUAAACACAGUGGUGUUCUAAUACGGAUUUUAAAAUCAGUGAAUUCAGUUAGAGUUAGCUGAUAUACAAUCUGUUUCAGUUGGAGAUCAUAGCAGUCAGCUCCUGUUAUAAAUUUUUUUUUAAUUACUUAUGCUAGUUUGAGGAGGUAAUGGGGCUGGAGGGGGAUGAUGUUGGCUUCAGCUGAAACAAGCCUAUGGGAAGGUCAAACUGUGGCAAGAAAAGAUUGUAGCAUAAAAUUAUUCUCAGUAUAUGCAUAUAACAGAUGUGCAUAAACAGUAGUUUUCUCUUGCAUAUUAAGCAACAAGAAUGUGAUGUUUAUCUUCUUGAAUAAAUUUCAGUGGCAUAUAAGAACUCAGCUGCUCCACAUGCAGUGUUGUACUUUGACCAGUUUCAAGUAGAAUAAACUUAACGCUAUAGUGUACACACAGCAUACACUUUUAUAUGACAAGUGGAUCACAGUUAUAAACAAAAUUCUGCUUUUAAGUGCUUGGAUAGAAUUUUUAAAACUUACGACAUAAUCCUGCUAUACGAAUAUGCUUUUGUAUGAUAAAUAUUUCAUACCAUCUUUCUAAAAAGUCUUAUUUAGAUAUAAAGUGUCACAAUGGUAUUUUUAUGAAAAUAAUGUAUUUUAAUACUGUUAUGGUUUGUAUACAAUUACUCAUGACCAAAAGUUUAAUGUAUCUAUUAUAUUACUUAAACUACAUCACUUCAGCAUUAAUUUGGGGGUCAGGAUUUGUUUGUACAUAAAGUUUGCAGGGGUGGGCAGGUGGGUGGCAGAAGGCAGGGAAGAGCUGAAGCAGAGGAGGAAAUAGCAUUUCUAAUCCAGAAAUUAAUAAGUGGCCAUUUUUAUUCUAAAUUAUCUUCAAUAUUUAACCUGGAGCACUGUGUAGUUUCUUGGAACCAUGUAAACUGGUAACAACUGUGAUAACUAUCACAUGACUGCAAAUAUGUAUUUUUGUAAAAGAAAAUAAAGGGUUCAAUUUUUAUUUUUU
Molecule: messenger RNA, 3904 nt
Organism: Calidris pugnax (ruff)
Lineage: Eukaryota; Metazoa; Chordata; Aves; Charadriiformes; Scolopacidae
Gene: DENND6A
Product: DENN/MADD domain containing 6A
Exons: 22
Coding region: 1-2115 (704 amino acids)
Cellular component (GO): recycling endosome
Molecular function (GO): guanyl-nucleotide exchange factor activity
Source: RefSeq, a predicted model, not a curated record